Molecule: messenger RNA, 486 nt
Organism: Wyeomyia smithii (pitcher-plant mosquito)
Lineage: Eukaryota; Metazoa; Arthropoda; Insecta; Diptera; Culicidae
Exons: 1
Coding region: 60-428 (122 amino acids)
Source: RefSeq, a predicted model, not a curated record
AACCGCCUGAAAAUUGAAAAAGAUCCGAAAACCACAACAUCAAGCCAAAUUUUGAAAUCAUGAGUGGUACGUUCGGCAAAACUUUUAUCUUUCUCACUGAUCUUGCCUGGAAAAGUCGUGUGACGUUGCCGGUUUUGAUUACGGUUGGAUUCAUGAUACUCAACUUCCGAUGGGAAGUGGAAAUUAACAUCCACGCGGAGCGAAUCGCUAUUCAGGGAGUAGAAGACGGUGGUGAAGGUGGCGAUGGACGGGGAGGCCGGGCAGGAGCUAUGGCAGCAAUCGAUUACAGUAUGGAGGAAGCUUGGGAUACAACAGACAGCGAAGACGAUGACGAUGAGUACGAGGAAUCGGAGUUCGAGCCUACAGAUGAUGAAGAGGAUAUCGAUAGCGACAAUGAGGCUGGGGAGGAUAGUGACUACUAUCAUUAAGGUUUUGAAGUUAUCGAAUUUCGGUUGUUAUAGAUAAUAAAUCUAUUAUAGACUCCAA